GGAAAAGAUCUGUAAAAUAACUGGAUGUGCAAAGUGUACUAUAGAAAGGUAGAGUCUCUCAGGAGCAAAGAUGAGCAGAGGUUCACCAAUCUGGAGAAAAAAAAUCAAAUCGUGGAACAAUUUCAGAACAAUGUUCCUCAACAUCUGGAGACAUUUUUGGGUGCAAGAGACAAGGGCUAAAAUCAAUAUUGGAUUCUCCUGAUAUUCGGGCCCUCAAUUGGCAUUAUUUUUGUAAUGAAAUCACUGCAUGGGCUCACCUUCAAGCAUCAUACAGCUCCAGAAAUCAUCAAAAACGUUAUUUUUCUGUUUUCUCUACAUAAUGAUGCAUGAAGGCAAAAAAACCCAGACUAUAUUACAAAAAAAAUGUUUUAAGAUUUGCAUUUCAAGUACAAUUAUAUUUCAAGUAAAAAAUAAAUAAGAAUAAUAAAAGUUUUCUCUCAGAUUCUGAGGAUGGUUCUAGAGUGUACUGUAGCUUUAAGUGAGCUCUCCAUGGUAAGUAGGAAGCGCGGCUACUCGAGAACGUGCAUUUUCUGCGCGCUCCAGUGCUGAGUGGAGAUAGAAAAAAAUAUUUUUAUAUCACAAUUCUGCAAGUUUCUUCAAAACUACAAGACCAGCACAUGAACGCGAGCUGUCGAUCGCUCACCAGAAUGUAACAAGGUCACAGUUAGAGGAUCCGAGCCCCACCUCCCCCCAACCUGCCAUUCUAUAAUGUUUCUGAAAACGGUUCCUCCUGUGGUGGCAGUUCACUCAGAAUGGAGGUCCGGUAAGAGCUUGAGCCUGCCUCUUUGCUUCAAUGAUAGCGCUUCAGACAGUGACUUUGUAUCUUCAAGCGGAACCCCCAUCCCGCACAAAGUCCAGAUGAUCAUUGACAGCCUCUGCAGCACACAGUCCUCAGAUAUGAACAAUGAGAUCAACUCUAGUGCCCAGUCUGCCCUCAACCUGCCCAAGUCGGCAUGUGGUGGCCACAAGUCUUGUCACAUGGACACUCUGGCGAGGUCUCGCCGAGCAGUAACGGACAGCGGUAAGCUUCACGCGUCUAGCUCUGAUGCCACCGAAGGUUCAGACAGCGAUGAUUCAGUAGAUCGGGGGAUUGAGGAGGCCAUUCAGGAGUACCUGAAAGAGAAAGUGGACCACAAGCAUAAGAGGGAGCCAGUAGAGAACCCAGUUCAAGCACCUAAAGUCCAGCCGGGUGGUAACUGUAUGGCAGAUGCACCAAAACAGCUCAUGCAUUCCACCAAAGUGCUAAUCAAUAGCACCGAUAGCCUGAAAGGUUCAAAAGGAAUCCAGCCAUUGGUAGCCUUAAAAAAAAAGAAAAAAUCAAUAAAAGAUAACCGAUUUGGGAAACCGGGUGUUGUUAAGACUUUGCCUACAAAAGCACCACCUUGCUCUGGAACACCUUCCUGUUUGCCCCAAGUAGAUUGUACACCUACUUCACUCAAAAUAAAAGUGAAUGAAGAUUUAAUGGACUCGAGCAGUGAUGAUGGCAUCGAAGAGGCCAUACAGAAGUUUCAGCAGGAAGAGAAGGAGCGUCAUGAGGGCUUGAGGUACUUAAAGCUGAAGGAAAUGCUGGACUCCAGUAGUGAUGAUGGCAUCGAGGAGGCUAUCCGAAACUACCAACAGGAGAAGGAAAAAGAUCACAAAAUUCACCCGAAGCAAACUGGUUUGGAUGAUCAUAUCCAUGUUAAGCCUAUUAAAAAAAUAAAUAAGAAGAAGAACAGAAAGAAAAAAGCAGUGGAUCCUAAAGAAAUGAAGUGUGCUUCACCAAAACCUGGCGGUCUUUCUCUCAGCAUGUUGCCUACAUGUUGCCUGCGGGCCAGUGGAGAUUCACUGUGUCCCACUAAAGAUGAAGAGCAACAGGAUGGGCGGCAAAUUCAUUCCACAUUCACUGUAAAUACCACAGCUGAGCUGAUGUGUGCCGAGGCCAUCUUGGACAUCUCCAAGACUGUCAUGCCUGCAUCAUUUGAACCCGCUUUGGACCUGGCCAGUACCCCUACAACAGAGAUUCCAUCUUUCUUUCCCACUGGUGUUUCAUUGCAGAAGUGUGAAAAGAGCGACGAGAGCUCUGUAGACAGUGAGGAUGGAAUUGAGCAAGAGAUUCGUAAAUUUCUGGAACUUAAAGCGAAGCUUCAUGAGCAGGCAUCCACAACUGACUACUCUGGAUUACCCACAGUCACUAAAACCCCGCAGCACAUUAAAGUUGAAGAGGAUCAGAACAAAUCACUGAGACUAUCCUUCUCACGGAAAAGGAAAUGGAAAGAAGAGGAUAGCAAAAGCUGUAAACAAGGAAUUGCUGGUAUAUUGAAAGAGGAGCCUCAACCCAUGUCCCUAACCCAGAGUGAUUUUUCUUCUGUCACAUGGCGCACCUGUAGCCCAAAUACGAUAAAGAACAGUUACCCUACACAGAGCUCUCCCCAUCAUAGCAUUAAAGAAGGAUCUACAUCCAUUAACAAGGUUUCCAGCUGUGGAACCAGCCCCCCAAAGUCUAUUAUUGCCUCUGAGAGGAAUUAUAGCAGUGAUAAAAGCAGCUCGUUGGACAGUGAUGAGGAUCUUGAUGCAGCAAUAAAAGAUUUGCUUAAAACGAAAAAAAUUGUGAAAAAGAAAGUCAGGGACAUGAAACUAAAGGCACGUAAGAGCUCUAAACCUGUGCAACUACAAAGUACUGACACCUUAAAAAAACACAAAUCUGUCAAGGAUCAAAAAUUGGUUCUUGCUGCUAAAACUAUUAAACCAAAUACUAUAAAAAGCACCAAGGGGUUGAUUAGCAUACCCAUACAGGACAAAGGUGCUAAUCCUAAAGCCUCGAAGUCACAGAACAGCAAGAAAUGUAAUGUCGCCACAAAAGAGGACCAGGGUUCUCUGGCAGUGCAUGGCGUCCAGUCUUCACAUGUUGAAGAGGACAGCAGCUCAGUGGACAGUGAUGACAGCAUUGAGCAAGAGAUCCGUAGGUUCUUGGCUGAGAAAGCAAAAGGGUCUUUUACUCCAGAGACGAUACUGAAGCAAGAAAAUGCUGGAGGUGCAGCAGAAGCUUCUUGCAGUACAUCUGGAGAGAUAGAUAGUAAAGUAGGAGUUAAAAUGGAGGAGCUUCAGAAAAAGACUUCUGAUCUCACAAGGGCUCCAUUGAGCUCCAACCCAAAACAGGAGGAGCAAACAGGCACUGCCAUGAGCAUUAAGAGUUCACCUUCAUCAUUUGACAGCUGUUGCAGCUCGGAAGAAGGUAGGACGGGUGAUCAGUUGCGAGAGGACUUUGCAUGAUGCAGGAAUCUCAGCUUAGUCAAGGAUCAGGCUGAAAAGGUAACCGGAAAGUUCACAGAAAGAACUGAUUGUGAAGCAUUUAUCAAUUUAACUGGCCCACAGGAGUCCAAAGUUGAAGUGCAGCACCAGAACCUGUUUCUGAUGAAGCAUGAUAACUGCAGCAUAAGUACUGCUAGGGACAAAUCAACUGACCUUUCAAGCAGCUUGCAGAACAGGGGUAGAAUUCCUCUUAUAGAGGUUAUCAGCACUGUGUGUCCUUCUCCCCCUCCACUAGGGAAACAGGUCCUUAGUUCCUCUUCAGAGACUCUCGUGGUUGCCAAGGAAGAACGGAAGGAAAGUUCUUCUGAGAGCAGGCCGGACUCGUUUGACCUUUGCAGUUGGGAAAGAAAAGGACAAUGGGACCAACCACAUAAUCUGACCUCUAACACCCGACACACAUCCCCGAAGCCUGCACACCUCUCUCGGCACCUGCCUUCUUACCCCUCUCACAUUUCGUGUGUCCCCUUGCCCCUUGCACUAUCCCAGCCACGUGCUGGUCACAGCUUGCGCAGAGAUCAGUCUUCAGUUGUAGCUCUGCCAUCUCAUAAAUCCAAUCAUCUGCAGCUUAAAAAUGCACAGAAAGAUACUAAAAAAACGAGUGAAGUGAAGGAGGAGGAACAGCAGGAGAGGUGCAUAGAUGAGACAGAUGUAGAGUCAGGUGAAGAGAGGACAGAUAAGAGACAGCAGCAGUGCAGCCAAUUUCUGUCCACCUGUAUCGAUCCAGGUGUGCUUCUCAGUCCCUACAUUGCCCUUAACACGGAGGAAAGGAGCCAGAAAUUCAGACACAAUAAGAAGAGAGUGCUGAAAUGUGCCAAGAGGAAGCUGCAGUUUGUGUUCAGCAGUGUAAUGAUGAAGAGCAUAUGAUACUACACACAGUGUGUUUAAAAGAUAGCUGUGGAAUGUUCUAACUUACUGUUUUAUAGUAGUUGUACUGUUCAGUGUUUUCUAUUGCUGUUUUGCAGUUUAUGUUUCAUUGGAUUUCGAAUUUACUUGGUUUUAACAAGACUUUGUUGUUUAUACAAUGGCCUCCAGACCAUGAAAACCCAUUUAGAAAUUUCUUUCAAAACAAUGUUCUACUACUUUCAAAAUGUUAAUGCACAUAAUGUUUAGACAAUAAAUGGUGCUUGAUUCAAA
Silurus meridionalis is the source of this 4425-nucleotide messenger RNA. It is a transcript of the gene ppp1r26, whose product is annotated as protein phosphatase 1, regulatory subunit 26. Gene Ontology annotation, biological process: negative regulation of phosphatase activity. NCBI's taxonomy places the organism in Eukaryota, Metazoa, Chordata, Actinopteri, Siluriformes, Siluridae. Gene Ontology annotation, molecular function: protein phosphatase inhibitor activity. The record is from RefSeq and is a predicted model, not a curated record.